This is a messenger RNA of Rotaria sp. Silwood1, 1062 nucleotides long. NCBI's taxonomy places the organism in Eukaryota, Metazoa, Rotifera, Eurotatoria, Philodinida, Philodinidae. The record is from the annotation of a GenBank genome assembly.
AUGACAAAUGUUCAACAUCGCCGCUCUACAAUAAAUGAUAUUGAUUUACAACAACAACAACAUAUCAAUGAUCCUCCACCAAUUCCACUUAUGUCAAUUAUUAUUCCGCCAACUGAAUAUUCUUAUACACAAUCUACAUCAUAUGAAACAUCAAUUGAUGAACCAAUACAUUCAUCUUUAAUAACACCUAUUACAAUAUCUGAUGAUAAUAUUUUAUCAAUAUCACCUAAUCAAAUUGAUAUUUCAAAAUUUCAUUUUGCUCAUGUAAUUAAAGUUCCACAUGGUACAAAUCUUAUUGCAUCUAAUAAUCAAUCAACAACAGUAUGUAUUAAUUCAAUUGGAAAUAUAAUUCAUCUUAUUACACCUACGGGUUAUUAUAUUCGAUCAUCAAGAUGGCCCGAAACAGAAAAUAAAAUUAUGGAUUUACUUUGGUGUGAAAUAUUACAAGUUUAUCUUAUUACAACAUCAAAAAGUCUUUAUACACUUAAAUAUGAUUUAAAUCAAACAUUAUUAAUUGAAAAAUUACUUAACUAUCCUGAUUAUUAUUUAUCAAAAAAGAUUUUCAUUGCUUGUAAUUCCUAUCGUCUUUAUAUACAUGAUCAAUCAUCAAAAUUCAUCGAUGUUUAUACUCUUCAAUUUAUUCAUUUACAUACAAAACAAUUACCUGAUUGUAUUAUUAAUAAUCAAAUCGAAGAAUUUUCUUGUUCUAAUUCAUUUCUUAUUUUAUAUUAUAAAUAUAUUUCUAAUAAAUUUAUUAUAUUAGAUCCAAUAACAAUGAUAAUUAAAUAUGAAUUUGAUUUAUCAUAUAAAAUAAUAUCAUCUAUACGAUGUUUUGAUAAUGAAAAUAUAUUAAUAUUUAUUGGUAUGAAACAAGAUAAAGAAAAUCGUUUAGUUUUUUUAAAUCUUGAAUAUAUGAAUAAAGAAAAUAAAAUACAAGAAAUAAUUAUUGAAAAAACUAUUGAACAUGAUGAACAAUUCAUUUAUCUAUUACCAAACUGUCGAGAUUUAAUGAUACUUAAUAUAAUUGCUGCUCGUAUACAAUAUUUGAAAUAUCGUUCUUAA